Molecule: messenger RNA, 1580 nt
Organism: Leguminivora glycinivorella
Lineage: Eukaryota; Metazoa; Arthropoda; Insecta; Lepidoptera; Tortricidae
Product: E3 ubiquitin-protein ligase LRSAM1-like
Exons: 5
Coding region: 154-687 (177 amino acids)
Source: RefSeq, a predicted model, not a curated record
UGCCCCGCCACGCCGUCUCGGCCCCAAACGUGCGUCCGAGAUCCGCAAGCUGUUCAACCUGAGCAAGGAGGACGACGUAAGCAGCCAUGUCGUCAAGCGCGUGCUGCCGCCCAAGGAGGGCAAGGAGAAUGCCAAGCCCAGAUCAAAGAAAGAAUGGCAGAGAAUUUUGCCAACUGUCACGCGAGAAGGCAGGCACAACUGAACGGGGCCGCGCGACCGACCAGACGUAAUCGCGAAGCACAACUCGUCCGAGCGACGGCAGUCAAUAAUAACAUGCGGGCUCUGGAAGCCGGCAUCAUCACGCUGCGAUACUUCCUGGUCGCCGUCAGCGCUCGCAUAAACGUCGGCGAAGUGGUCGCAGACCCUGACGUCCCGGAGAUGGCCGAGGAGAUCGAGGUGGCGGACUGGGACGAGGAAGUGCCUGACGCCGAGGUGGAGGUGUUGCUGCCCCCCGCGCCACCCGCGGCCCCCGCACCCGCGCCCCCCGCGGCCCCCUCGCCCCCUGCCCCCGCCCCCGCCGCCACGCGCUGCGGUAUAUGCCUGGAGCAGCCACCCACGCGCGUGCUCAUACCUUGCGGGCACGUAUUAUGUGACCCGUGUCUCGUGGGAGUACAGCAGGCUUCCGGAGCUAACCGAUGUCCAUAUUGCAGGAGUCAUAUUGGCUCCUGCAUUAACAUAUAUUUAUAAGGGGCGAAGGGGGCCAGUGACGGUCUAGCGCCGUCGAGCCGUGGGCUCAAAAGCCUAUGAAUAAUGGAACCCACAUUUGGAUGGAGCACGCGAUUGCAGCCUUCGUGAAGAUUUCAUUAAACAAUGGAACUGAGUCAACUGACAAUCAGCUCAUCAAUUUUAUCAUCAGUAUGGCAAGGGCGCCGCGCUGACAAGUCGCAAGCCAUCGCUGAGUCGCUCGUCAAUAUAAGGACUUCCACAUACUUAUUAAUUAUUCUAUUUAAUACUUUUACGACUCAUUGUGAACCAUAUGAUAGUUUAAAUUAUUUUAUAUUUACAGGGACCACUGGCCUGUGACUGCUGAGUGCAGAGCCACCGAGUCAUCGUAAAAUUUAGUAUGGUUUUUUUUACUUUUCUAUCUUUGACGUAGAAGUAUAAAAUAACUGAACUAAACACUCUUUUAGUCCAGUUAUAUAUAUUUCUUAAUUUAAGUAUGUUUUUGAAAUUUUUUUAAGUUUAUUUUAUUUUUGUCUAUGUUAAAAAACAUAAAUAACUGAACUACACUUAGUCCAAGUAUGUAUGUUUUUUAAACGUCUGUGGAGGGUGGGUGGUGGGGAGCCACAUCAGCACGGGAAGCAUGGUCGCGCGAUAAAUGAUAAAACAUCUGGCCGUCCCUAUCGCACUUACUGAUAGUGCGAUAGGGACGGCCUGAUAUUUUAUCGUCUAUCGCGCGACCAUGCUUCCCGUGCAGGAAACCUCCUCGAGAGCCUAGGCACUUCUAAUUCCUCUUGAUCCGAUUGAUCAGCUGGCAUCUGAAGGGUCUUGGCCGGUGCGCCCUGGGGGUAACGGUAAAUAAUUAUUGUCGUGACAUACGAGGAUAUUGCUUACCGAUGCCGCUAAUGUCCUGAUCCUGA